Messenger RNA from Kluyveromyces lactis, 603 nucleotides. RefSeq names its product palmitoyltransferase YKT6 (gene YKT6). The record is from RefSeq and is a predicted model, not a curated record. Gene Ontology annotation, biological process: endoplasmic reticulum to Golgi vesicle-mediated transport. The transcript has a single exon. Gene Ontology annotation, molecular function: SNAP receptor activity. The coding region runs from base 1 to 603 and encodes 200 amino acids. NCBI's taxonomy places the organism in Eukaryota, Fungi, Ascomycota, Saccharomycetes, Saccharomycetales, Saccharomycetaceae. Gene Ontology annotation, cellular component: membrane; Golgi apparatus.
AUGAAGAUAUAUUACAUUGGAGUUUUAAGAAACAGCGAUGAUAAGACCCUUGAAUUAAGUUCUGUGAAGGACUUAUCACAAUUUGGGUUCUUUGAAAGGAACAGUGUUGCACAGUUCAUGUCCUUUUUCAGUGAGACUGUUGCUGGCAGGACAAGUGCUGGUCAAAGACAGAGUGUUGAAGAAGGUAACUAUGUAGGUCACGUUUACGCAAGGCCUGAAGGAAUUUGUGGUGUUUUGAUUACGGAUAAGGAGUACCCAGUAAGACCAGCUUAUACGUUGUUGAACAAAGUAUUGGAUGAGUAUUUGGUAGCGCACCCUCCUAUCCAGUGGAAGGACGUGACGGAGAGUGACGAUUCGCUCAAGUUGAAGGAGUUGGAUAUCUAUAUUGCCAAGUAUCAGGACCCAUCUCAAGCUGAUGCAAUAAUGCGUGUACAGCAAGAAUUAGACGAGACCAAGAUCACGCUACACAAAACCAUUGAAAACGUAUUACAAAGAGGUGAGAAAUUGGACAAUUUGGUAGACAAGUCCGAAUCACUAUCUGCUGCAUCGAGGAUGUUCUAUAAGCAAGCAAAGAAAACCAAUUCGUGCUGUAUAGUUAUGUAG